GCCCGCUCCCGAGCUUCUGUCAGGGGAGCCGGGCGUGCGGAGGCGGCUGAGGAGGCGGGAAGGCGGCAGUGGUUGAAGGGGUGAUUGCUGACUAGCGGGGAGGGAGUGGGCAGCGAUGGUGAUGGCGGCGAAGAAGGGCCCGGGCCCGGGCGGCGGGGUCAGCGGGGGCAAGGCGGAGGCGGAGGCGGCCUCGGAGGUGUGGUGCCGUCGGGUGCGGGAGCUGGGUGGCUGCAGCCAGGCCGGGAACCGCCACUGCUUCGAGUGCGCCCAGCGCGGGGUCACCUACGUGGAUAUCACCGUGGGCAGCUUCGUGUGCACCACCUGCUCCGGCCUCCUGAGAGGGCUGAACCCCCCUCAUCGUGUCAAGUCAAUCUCCAUGACAACUUUCACUGAGCCUGAAGUAGUAUUCCUGCAAUCCCGUGGAAAUGAGGUUUGCCGGAAGAUUUGGCUGGGUCUGUUUGAUGCUCGGACAUCUUUAGUACCAGAUUCCAGGGAUCCUCAGAAAGUGAAGGAGUUUCUCCAGGAAAAAUAUGAGAAGAAGAGAUGGUAUGUCCCCCCAGACCAAGUCAAGGGGCCCACUUAUACCAAAGGCAGUGCCUCCACCCCUGUGCAGGGCUCCAUCCCAGAAGGGAAGCCCCUUCGGACACUUCUGGGUGAUCCUGCACCGUCUCUCUCAGUUGCUGCCUCCACCUCGAGCCAGCCCGUCAGUCAGUCUCACGCUCGGACAUCCCAGGCCCGGAGCACUCAGCCACCUCCCCACUCCUCUGUCAAAAAAGCCAGUACUGACCUGCUGGCUGACAUCGGUGGAGACCCCUUUGCCGCACCCCAGAUGGCACCAGCUUUUGCUGCAUUCCCUGCCUUUGGGGGCCAGGCACCUUCCCACGGAGGCUUUGCCAACUUUGAUGCCUUUAGCAGUGGCCCCAGCUCUUCUGUGUUUGGAAGCCUCCCUCCAGCUGGUCAAGCCACGUUCCAGGCCCAGCCAACUCCUGCAGCCAGUCGGAUGCUAACUGAAAGUUACAGCUUUGGGAGCAGCCAGGGGACUCCAUUUGGUGCCGCUCCCCUGGUACCCGCCAGUCAGCCAAACAGCCUCGCAGACGUGAGCAGCUUCCUGGGACCUGGGGUGCCUGCUGCAGGUGUUCCUAGCAGCCUCUUCGGGAUGGCUGGCCAGGUCCCCCCGCUCCAGUCUGUCACGACGGGCGGCAGCAGCAGCACAGGGCUGGCCUUUGGAGCCUUCACCAACCCUUUCGCAGCUCCCUCCGCCCAGCCCCCGCUGCCUUCCACCAACCCGUUCCAGCCCAACGGCUUGGCGCCAGGGCCCGGCUUUGGGAUGGGCAGUGCUGGGCCUGGCUUCCCCCAGGCAGUGCCACCCACCGGGGCCUUUGCCAGCUCCUUCCCAGCACCGCUGUUCCCGCCGCAGACCCCGCUGGCUCAGCAGCAGAAUGGCUCUUCUUUCGGGGACUUAGGAUCAGCCAAGUUGGGGCAGAGGCCACUGAGCCAGCCAGCUGGGAUCUCCACCAACCCCUUCAUGACUGGACCCUCAUCAAGCCCAUUCGCCUCCAAGCCUCCAACCACUAACCCCUUCUUGUAGCACUGUGUUUUUGGGGGGCCUCUUCCCUGCCUUCUGGGGCCCCUCUGCUCCCUAGAGCUCUGGUGACCACUUGCCUGUGGGCAUUUCUAUGGGCCUUGGGGAUGGUGGAGGUGCUAAUGCUUUGCUUGGGGCCUACAGGUGAAAGGUGGCUGCCCUCAGAUUCCACAAAGCCUCUGCUCCCCUCCCUCGUCCCACCCCCACCCAGGCAGGAAGCCCAGGAGGAGUGCGGGCAGGGCCUGACCUGGAGGAGUGAUGGUUGAGGGGGAGGGAUUUUUUUCAAAUGAUCAGUUCCCUGUGGAACAGCUCUUCCCUGGGCCUAGCUCGCCAGCGCUGUGCUCCUCGUGGACGGGAGCACAGUGGGGAAGGUAGGGGAAAGAUGAGGCACAGUGUUGACGGGGCAGUGACCAGACAGUCCUGAGACCCAGAAGGCCCAGGUGGCCCAAGUGCUCUUGGUGGCCCAGCUUGGCCAGCACACACUUCCCUCCUGUGGCAACCCCUGCUGAAGGGGUCCCCCAUUGUUUUGCUUCCCCAGCGCCCAGGAUGAGCGGUUUACCAUCAAGCUCACCCGGGUCCGGCUCCUGUCAAGCACUUUAGUUAGCCGUUGGUGUCAUGUUUGGAUACCAGUGUUUUAUAUUUAUACAUAGAGAGGAUUUUCUAAUAUAGCCUAUUAUAUAUAAAUAGAUCUAUCUAUAUGCACAUACAUACAUAUAUACACACACCCAGCCGAUCUCCCGCUCCCAGACUGCUCUUGUAUGUGGGGAAUGGGAUGAAUCCCCAUCUGUGCCUCGACCAUCAAAGCCGGAGCUCCAGGGCUGGAGGGGGGCAGCCAUGUGUCCUGACCCCCACCAUCCCCAGAGCCUGGGUUUUCCAGGGAAAGGCUUUGUGCAAUUGCCUGGUCUUUUUUUUUUUUUUUUUUCUCCAUGUGCCUCCCUGUCCCCAAAUCUCUGCACCAAAGCUCAUUGCAGGCAAUGUUGGAAAAGAACUGCAUUUGAACGAAAGAGAAAACGGCACUUGUGGUUUUGCUUCAGGCCACUUUGAGGGGUUGCAGCUCAGUCAACAUGACUGAUCCUUGAUCUGGCUCUGUUGGGCUGGACUGCCUGGGCCAGUGAUAAUGCUGCCAUUGGCCAGAGACAGGGCAGAGCCCGUCCCUGUCUGAACAAGAGUCCCGCAUUAGCAACGAGAAGAAGCGUGGCGGGAGAGGGGCCGCCACUGCCAGGGACUGCAGUUUGUUGGAUGCGAGGGGAAUGCCCACUGGGGCCAGGGUGGGCAAAGGAGAGGUUGGUGCCAAUGUGGUGCUGGAAGUAGGCCCCUCCUGGGUCUGGAACAUUCUCUGCCCCAGGCUCUUUCCACCUGGGGAUGUUGUGGCAACAGCCGUGGUGUCUGGGCUAUUUGUGUGGUGACAAGACAGACCUGGUCAGGGGGCGGGUGGCAAACACCUCACCUGGCUGGGAAAAGGCCACUUUGCUAUUUGGCCCAAGGCCAGGUGAGGCCCCCCUUUCCACCUUUGCUCUGGCCCCGUGGCCAUUCAUUCUUGGGGUUUGUCUGGGUCUUCCACAGAGAGCAGCAAAGAGAUAUGGGAAUUGGGUGAUCAGUGUAUUUACUUUGCAGAUUUUUCUGGAAAUAACCUCUAGCUGCUGCUAUUUGCAAGGCUGGGAUUGGCCUCCCUGUCUUUUCCAAGAAUCAGGAUCCAUCCUGUCUGUUCCUGUUCUUCUCCCAGCCUCUGCCCUCCUUCUGUCUCCUGGGUGGUCUCCUGCUUCGCUCCCUGGCCUUUGCAUGUUCCAUCUCUUCUCUUUCUCCCCUCUUCACCACCCUAGAUUAUCUCUGUGUCCCUCUACCUAAUUCUCUUACCAGUUCUUUCCUUUCCGCUUAGAGCCGGAGGGAGGGAAGCUGGAAUCUGUUAUGGUGUAUUAGGGGGAGGAGCCUUUCUGUUAUUUCCCCCCAGCUUCCAUCACCCUUCCCUUAACGCCAGGAGCGCCGAGGUUUGGAACUGAGGCUAAACUGAAGGGCUUUCCCCUGCUUCUGUCACCCUGUGCUGUCUCCCGGCAUCUCCUCUCUAUCUGGGUCCAGGCCCGGGUCCUCCCUGCAGACUCCCUCCCCUCCAGCCCACAAGGACUCCAGCCUGCUGGCUGGUGAGGGCUGGAUGAGCAGUAAGAAGUUAACGCCAGGUCAGCCUCGGGCCCCAGGGUUCCCUGGGCACAGGCUGACACUAGGAGCUGCCCUCCUUGGCCGGAGACAGCCCCAGCAGCUCAGGCUCCAGCCCUCCAAUGAGCCACCUCUCCUGGAGAGUAGCAAAGAAUGGAGAAAGACCUGGCUUGAGAGGAAAUGGAGAAAACAUUGCCUGGUAGCUGCAGAUAUAAACCCACUGCACACACCACAGGGCUAGAGUGACUCACCUGGGCUCACACCAACUUCUGGCCAAUGCGGGGACCAUGCUCUGCAGACAGCAGUCGUCUAGCAUGGCCCUGGCAUUCAGCCAGUCGGUCACCUGUGGGCUAUCCCCAUGUGUGAGGAAGCAGGAGUCAGCCCCCAAGUGUCUCCACAUUGGAGCUUGCGGGUCAGACCUGCAGGCCAGGAGAUGGGAGCGGGGCUGAGGGUAGGGGCUGAAUGUGUGGCUCUGUCUCUCUGUUGCCUUCCACAGAGGAGCAAGGCCUCGGGCUGAGGAAGGAGGGGCAUGCUGGAACAGCCUAAUCUCCCCGUGGAUUCCUCCAAACCCAUAACAUUCUUCCAUAGGGGCUGAGAAUGCAGUGCCCCAUCCCUGACAGGGAUGAAAAGUGGACCCCUCAGGUCGGGAGAGGCAGAGCUGAGGUUCUGCCACUUCCUGUCCCUGGGGAGCCACUCAAGUUACCAGGGCUACCGGCUGAAAUAAAUCUUUUCGGGGUAGGGCCAAGGGCAGUGUGUUGCCAAGGCAACUGAUGUAGGCCAGUUGCGUGACUCCAGGCUUGUUCUGGUACUCAGUGGGUCCAAUCACCUGGCAUUGAUCAGCACCCACCCCACCCCUGAGGCUUGCCCAGCCCCCAGGCCCUCAGAUCCCUGCUCUUCCUGCCUUUCCUGCCCAUGCAUCACCCAGCACCCAAGGUUCAGUGACAGGGUGGUUUGGAGCUGGUCACUGUCAUAGCAGCUGUGAUUUCACAAGGAAGGGAGCUGCAGGGGGACCUGGUUGAUGGGGAGUGGGAAGGGGAAGGUAUAAAGAGAUCUUCCUCGGGUAUCUUCAAGCCUCAGGGAGUAAAAAAGUCUCCUGGGCCCGGAGUACAGCAGGGACAGGGGUCCUUUGGUGGCCUCUUUGAGGCAGCAGCAGGACUGGGAGGGGGAGGGGUGUGCACAUGUCCUUUGUGUCCCUGCCCCUUUGCACAUGGUGCCUGUAUCAAGGCCCUUGGCCACGUGGGGCUAUGGCCUUGAACACAGUCCAGUUUUGUUGGCCACUUAUGGAGCCAUCGCCUCUCUGUGGUCAACACCCAACACUGGGCAGUUGCUGAGCCCUGCCCCACGGCCCCCCCCCCCGCCCCACACCACACCACCUGUGCUUUGAGCCUCUCCUGCACCCCAGUGGGGCUUCGGCUUACCAGAGGUCACCUGGAGCAGGCCCUGGGUCCCACCUGCCUGCUGGCUGGGUGCUGGUUGGUUCCCUGCAUCUCCCUCUCAAUGUGACCUUGGAAUAGGUGUGUGAGAACCCCAGCUCCAUGCACACGGCACUUGCCUCCCAUAUUCCCACUCACGUGGGACCCCUUCCCCAGGAAGCAGGAAGUGUGGCGGGAAGCACUGCCCACCCUGCUCAGGCUGCCCUGGCCCUUGGACUAGGUCUGGGUCCUUGCUUCUGUUCUCUUGUUCUGUCUUUGUCAUAUCUUGUUCCUUCCCUGAGGGAGCUCCUCCCUGAAUGCCAUCUUUAUGGGGGCUGCAUGUUGGCCUCUCCUCCCUGACCCUCGGCUUUCCCCUUUAGGCACCUUACUUGCCUUGGGUGAUAUCUCAGGGUCCUCUAAGGUCCCACCAGGUGUCACCUGCUGGUUUGUCUGGUGCACCUUCACCCCCAUCCCCCUGCGGGGUCAGUGGUCCUUGGAUCAGAACUGAGUGCAAAAAUGUCCAAUCCCCAGCCCAAUCGCAAUUUUUUCAAGAAGCAAAGGGUACCCCCACCAGGAAGUCCACACGUCCAUGGUCAGAGCCUUCAGGUGGUCCCGGGGUGGUAUUUUGGGCAGUGGUGGCAAGGAGGGGCCCAGAGCAAUGGGGCAGCCCGAGGGGGUCUUCUUGAGAGAUGGCCUCUUCCUCCGAGGUCUCCUUCAGUGGCCACUUGCCUGGGUUCCCGCAGGUAUGGUCUGUGCACAGGGACUACUCCCUGAGCUUACUUAUCCCAAGUCACCUAUCACCCCAAACUCUCAAGAAACUGAAUCUCCAGCUCAGAAAUAAUCCAGUGCAGUGCUCAGUGGCGGUGGCUCUUUUGGUUACUUGGAAGGGCACAAAACCACUCCUGGUUGGGAGGGGGUACACACAAGAAGGACACCUACAGGCCGAGGGGGGAGUGGCAGGAGCCAGCAGGGUGCAUGGAGGCCCCGUUCCAACGCCCUCUAAUCGCCAGCACCACCACCGCUGCCACAAGUCUGAUCACUAGCCUCACACCGAGGCUUUCUCGGUUGCCCGGACGACGUGUCCGGACCGCAGUCAGCUGAUCGGUAGAGACGCCCCCACGCUCUCUGCCCCAUAAAGGCUCAGUCUUGGGGUCGAGGCCGCCUCUCUUGGACUUCCCUACUCAAACUCCAGUUUCCGGGCGACAUGAGGAUUAGUCUCGUGGGGUGAGGAUUCCGGAGCGGUAGGCGGAGGGAGGGAGGGAGGCAGGUAGUGGGGAGCCCAGGCCAGGGGCAACAGUCACCGGGACACUCGCUGUGCCCAGUCCUUGCUCCAAACUUCCAGUCGGGAGCCCGGGAGAGACGCUGGGCAUCAAGACGGGUGGCAGCCUGCCCGGCCGCUGCUCCCGGCCCGCCGAGUUCGCCACCUCACCCCCACCCCUGCUGGCCUCUCCCCGUGCUCAAGACAUGAGUCCCAGCCGUCUCUGCCUCUCCUGCAGCCACUUUAUUGCCUUCGGCCCUGAAUGAAGCCCACAGGCGGCGGCCCCGGGGAGAGCCGGCAAUGGCCGUCGUGCCCCUCAGCCAGCCGCUGCCCUGGGCCUGCCCUGCCGACGUGCGGCUCUGCGGCCACCUGCGCGCAGACCCGCCGCGUCCCGAGUGUUCCCAGAGCGAGAAGUUUCGCGCGUGCCGAGCGCGGCCCCAGCGCAGCCUGAGCCUGGCGGGCGCGUGCACCACCAGCAAGUGCGCAGACGCGCGCCAGCACCACCUGAUCGCCCUCUACACCCGCGACAGCAGCCUGCGCGUGGCGGCGGCAGGCGAGGCGGAGCAGCAGGCGUGAUACAACGCCCUGCUCGAGGAGCGCGGUGCCGCCGGCGAAGCCCGAGCCCCGGGCUUCCGGGGGCCCCGGGGGCUUCUGGCUGUGGUUUAUCCGUGGCUCGCCCCUCCCCCAGGUCGCCGAAAGUUCAAACAUUAAAGGGUUUACAGGUUUAGAGUUCUCCCGGCACAGGCCGGGCGCGGUGGUUCACUCCUGUAAUCCCAUUACUUUGGGAGGCCAACGGGGGCGUAUCGCGUGAGGUCAGGAGUUCGAGACCAGCCUGGCCAACAUGGUGAAACCCCAUCUCUACUAAAAAUACAAAAA
This is a messenger RNA of Pongo pygmaeus (Bornean orangutan), 7276 nucleotides long. It is a transcript of the gene AGFG2, whose product is annotated as ArfGAP with FG repeats 2. Gene Ontology annotation, molecular function: GTPase activator activity. The record is from RefSeq and is a predicted model, not a curated record. NCBI's taxonomy places the organism in Eukaryota, Metazoa, Chordata, Mammalia, Primates, Hominidae. Gene Ontology annotation, biological process: spermatid nucleus differentiation; intermediate filament organization; acrosome assembly. Bases 116 to 1588 code for a protein of 490 amino acids. Gene Ontology annotation, cellular component: cytoplasm; cytoplasmic vesicle; membrane. The transcript has 13 exons.